Molecule: messenger RNA, 351 nt
Organism: Closterium sp. Yama58-4
Lineage: Eukaryota; Viridiplantae; Streptophyta; Zygnematophyceae; Desmidiales; Closteriaceae
Source: the annotation of a GenBank genome assembly
AUGGUCAGUGGCGGAGCAGUUCCAGCAGCACGCGGAGAGCGGGGACAUGCAGGUAGCGGAAAACGCCCUUCUGGAUGCUCUGCUGCUAGGGGAGGAUCAGCAGCAGCAGCAGCAGCAGCAGCAGCAGCAGCAGCAGCAGCAGCAGCAGCAGCAGCAGCAGCAGCAGCAGCAGCAGCAGCAGCAGCAGCAGCAGCAGCAGCAGCAGCAGCAGCAGCAGCAGCAGCAGCAGCAGCAGCAGCAGCAGCAGCAGCAGCAGCAGGGAGGAAUGAGGAACAGAGUGCAGCGGGUGUUGUGGCAGCGCGUUGGGUCAGAGGGUGCUCUUGCAGACGACGUGCUGCUGGGAUUCACUAG